Messenger RNA from Colossoma macropomum (tambaqui), 1507 nucleotides. Its product is annotated as granzyme B-like. Gene Ontology annotation, molecular function: serine-type endopeptidase activity. Bases 682 to 1470 code for a protein of 262 amino acids. The record is from RefSeq and is a predicted model, not a curated record. The transcript has 5 exons. Gene Ontology annotation, biological process: proteolysis. NCBI's taxonomy places the organism in Eukaryota, Metazoa, Chordata, Actinopteri, Characiformes, Serrasalmidae.
CUGAUUGGCUACAGUCAGUUACUGUAAAUCUAUAAAAUGCACCUGUGCUUCUGAUAAAAUGGCCAGUGAUUGUAGGGACAAGGUAUGUAUAUCUAAUAUACUUGCAACACAGUGAUUCAUAUUAAGAAAUUCUAGCUUGGGCUUCUUAAGCAAAAAUAUAGUGAAAAAACUGGAGUUACAAUUAACAGAUACAGAGAAAAAGUAGACCACCACAACUGUCACCAACAGAUAAAAAGUACUUACCUUUCAUCUUUGAGAGAGAGGAGAAAAUCAAGCUCCAUUCUUACUUCAGAUCUGAAAAGAUCCACACGUAUUUCUGUCCAUCCUUACACUGUAAGAAGACAACUCAGCACUAUAAGUCUGAAAUAAAAGUAGUAAUAAAAGCUGUAGUGAAGACAACGCAUGGACAUGAAACUUUGAUAUAAUAUUUAGUUGUUAUAUUAAGUUGUGUAAUUUUCUGUUAAAUAUAUGAGUUUAAAAAUAUCCUUUGUCUUGAUGUUUAAAAAUGAAUAGCUUGAGAGGAAAUUAAACAAUGACAUGUGUCCUGUGACUUUUGCACAGUACUGUGUGCAGUUAAGGGCAUUUUUGUAAAAGGAAAUGCAGAGUGAUCGAGACUGAUGCACUGCACUACUUAAACUCCUCUUUCUCUCUGAGCAGAACUCACUCGCUCUGCUCUGCUCCAUGGUGUUCACCUGCCUGCUUCUGUUCGCUGCUCUGCUGCCAUGUCUGAGCCAUUCUGCCAGCGUUAGUGUUGGCAUAGUGAAUGGCACAGAGGCUGAACCUCACUCCAGACCCUACAUGGUUUCUCUUCAGGAAAAUGGGAAACACCACUGUGGUGGCUUUCUUGUGUCUGAAUCCUUUGUCAUGUCGGCUGCGCACUGCUGGAACAAUGGGAUGAAUCUGACAGUGGUGAUUGGUGCUCAUGAUCUGGACAACUGUAACUAUUACCGCAUACCAGUGAAGUUCUACCAUGUCUAUCCUGGUUACAGGCGUCUUUACAAUGACAUCAUGCUCCUGGAGCUUGAAAAACCAGCCCAAAGGAGCAAAACUGUUGAGUGGAUCUCCAUCCCCAAAACAAAUAAGGAUGUCGAGGCCAAUACUAUUUGCAGCAUAGCUGGUUGGGGAAAAAAUUCAUCUGAAGGCCCUUCAAGUUCCCGUCUUCUGGAGGCAGACGUCAGCGUCAUAGAAACAAAAAAAUGCAAAAGUGACUGGGGACAAUAUUUCUCAGAAUCAAGUAUGCUGUGCGCAGGUUCCGGCCGUGGAUUUUGUAGGGGAGGUGCCGGAGGUCCUUUGGUGUGUAAUAAUAUCGCAGUCGGCAUCAUGUCUUUCCAUGAAAGUGGGAACUGUGACAAACCGACAGUGCCAAACGUCUACACGAAGAUAUCGCAAUUUCUUCCCUGGAUCAAGGAAAUCAUCAAUGACACAAUGAAACAAUCAAUAAACAAAAUGUUUUCUUUUUGCAUUCCCUAAUUUUUUUCUUUUGCUUUUUUUUUAUUUGAGCUGUGCU